Phytophthora nicotianae INRA-310 is the source of this 774-nucleotide messenger RNA. RefSeq lists its product as hypothetical. Lineage: Eukaryota; Oomycota; Peronosporomycetes; Peronosporales; Peronosporaceae. The transcript has a single exon. Bases 1 to 774 code for a protein of 257 amino acids. The record is from RefSeq and is a predicted model, not a curated record.
AUGCCCGCCGGUGUAGCUUCAGCUGAUGGAAUCAGUGUGGAGCUGUCAACCAUCAAUGAGCAUUCCGCCGAAACAGACGCUAACACAACACUCGCGCCAUCUACAGCGCGCAGUGAGGAGAAUAUGAAGCAUUUUGAUUCGCUCCAGGUUGAGUUUGGUAGUAGCGAUGAAUCUCAGUUGGACCCCGAGUCUCGCUCGUUGGACCCCGAGUUGGUCCAGUCAGCCACCGAGAUGGGCACGGAGUCAACAGAGUUGGAUAACUCUGCGGUUGAGAACGAUCGACGGGCGAGAGCAGUCGACCUGGAUGAUGGUAAAGGCGAGUUCGAGCUUCAGAGUUCACCAAAAGCAAAAGGACGACCUAAACAGAAGCCGAAGGCUGUAAAAGCUAAACGGAAUAUGAACAUUGCAAUGGUGCAAGAAGACAUCGUAAUGAAUGAAAAACAACUGAGUCUACUUUCAGUGUUCGAGCUUCUCGCGGACGAUGCCACAUUUAAUUCGGCCCAAGAAAAUAUACUUCAGUUCAAACUCUUCAUCUUCGCGAAGAAACCGAAGCCCCCAAUUGCGCACGAAAUCAUGAAGUUGCCCACUUUGAAACCAUUGGCGCGACCCGAUGAAAUCGUUAGAAUUUUUCCGAUGGACCUGAGUAAGAAGUGUGGAGUCGAAGUGACGGCUUAUCAACGAAAUAACAAUGAUGUUCGCGAGCUGGAUAUCGCUCUCGAAAUAGUAGGACUUGGAAUAUUCGCCAACUCAAUUAUCAAGUGCAUGAGAAAGUGA